AGGCAGAGCUCUCAAGCUGCAGCGCUCCCGCAGAUCCUGUAAUUGGCGGCGCCAGUCCGAGGUACACACGGGCCACCGUAGCUGGCACUGUCGGUAAACAGAGUCCUGGGAAGUCCACUUCUCAUGGUGCAGAAGGUCUGGGAUUCUCUCACCCCCAAGCCUCCAGCUUCCUGUAACUGGCAACCUGCGCUUCAAACCUCAUCGAGUUGAUUCUGUGUGGAAGGAGGAUUCCCAUCUAUCGAAGCCAUGAACUUCCUCCGGAGGCGGCUGUCUGACAGCAGCUUUGUAGCCAACCUGCCCAAUGGCUACAUGCCGGACCUGCAGCGCCCAGAGAGCUCCAGUAGCUCCCCAGCAUCCCCGGCCACAGAGAGGAGGCACCCCCAGCCCCUGGCUGCCUCCUUCUCAUCUCCAGGAUCCAGCCUGUUCAGCUCCUUCUCCAGUGCCAUGAAACAGACCCCACAGGCUCCCUCAGGGCUGAUGGAACCACCCACUCCUGUCACACCCGUGGUUCAGAGACCCAGGAUCUUGUUGGUUAUCGAUGACGCCCAUACAGACUGGUCAAAGUAUUUUCAUGGGAAGAAAGUGAAUGGCGACAUUGAGAUCCGAGUGGAACAGGCUGAGUUCUCUGAGCUGAACCUGGCUGCUUAUGUUACCGGAGGCUGCAUGGUGGACAUGCAAGUUGUGAGAAAUGGCACCAAAAUUGUGCGGUCCUUCAAACCUGACUUCAUCCUGGUCCGACAGCAUGCCUACAGCAUGGCCCUGGCUGAGGACUACCGGAGCCUGGUCAUCGGCCUCCAGUAUGGAGGGCUUCCUGCUGUCAACUCUCUAUACUCCGUAUACAACUUCUGCAGCAAGCCUUGGGUGUUUUCUCAGCUCAUUAAGAUCUUCCAUUCCUUGGGUCCUGAGAAAUUUCCACUCGUGGAACAAACAUUUUUCCCCAACCACAAGCCAAUGCAUUACUCAUUCCCUCUGAUGACAUCACCUGCCACCAUGUCCUAGAGAGCCUUGAACUGGACAUCUCUACAAGUCAUCUGUCUUUCCCACUCUAACUAUUCCCACCCUGAAUCCAACCUGGAGAAUCUUCCCAGACAGUGCCAACAGCUCCAUAACUGGCCCUGCCGCCCCAGUCCUUUUCUCCUUCUCUGUCCGGCUCUUCUCUUGCUGCCCGCCGUCGUCUCGCAGAUCAGUUCAUAUUCUGUGGCUCUCUGAACAAAGUCUUAAACUCCGAAGAUGUACAAGGUCCUCUCUGAUCUGCCUCUUCUCAACAGCACCCCGAGCUGCAACUGGAGGUGAUACCGCUCCUAUAGAACAUCACGUGACUGUUACCCAGCAGCAGACCCACCCUUGGUGCUACCUAAACCUCUUGUUACCUCAGUCCCAUCUUGCCCCAUUUUAUGCCCCCCUGCCCUCCCACCUCCACUCCCAUCUGCCAGGAAUCAACUAGGACCACCAGCUUUGGAAUCUUCUCUGACUCUAGUUUCCCUUUCAGCUGUCCAUCUAGGCACCUCUUAUGCUCUGCGCCCCUAGUGGUCUAAAUGUCUGAAUUUUCGGUAGACCCAAGCAAACCUGGGUGCUUCUCAAAUGCCCAGUGCAGCACCUGCACACAGUAGACACUUAGAAAAUACUGAAGAAAGAGACUAAACAAUGAACUGGGGGGGAAAGAUCCAGUGUAUGUCAAUAUCCCCAUCGCUAAUCCACCAUGAGAGGCUCUAGGACCUAACUCAUUGAACUUGGAUUCUCAGAGAGAUUCCCAGAGGUGAACAGUCUCAUGGGUAUACCCAACUCAAAAGGGCCAGCAAGCCAGCCAGCCACAGUAGUGCCACUGUCCUUGCUCCUGUGAGACAAAUGAUUAAGAAGUAGGCAGGCAACACAUGUUCAUGGCAUACCUUAGUAUAUUCUGAUAGUGGAAGAGUCCUAUACCUCCUCACCAGAACACUUUGAGUUGGUGGGUGUGAAAUUAGAACAUGGAUUGAGGUCAUCCCAAGACGAACUUCUAGGGAAAACACCUUGAAAUUUUCUCUUUUCAACUACGUGUUUUAAAUAUUGAUUGCAUGUGUAUGCCUGUGUGCCUGUGUGGUGGUCAGAGGACAGGUGGGAGUUGGGUUUCUCUUUCCAACACAUGGGUUCUGGGUGUCAAACUCAGGUUGUCAGGCUUCGUGUCAAGCACGUUUACCCUGUAAGUCAUCUCAGCUGCCAUUGAAUUUUCUUUCUGAUGGAAGCUGUGUCCACUGUCAAAAGCCAAUCUCGCUGCAUGGUGAUGAUGGCUGAGCUCAAACACCUACUGUGGUCUCUUCGGUCUUCUCAAUUCUUUGUUUAAGAUUAGUCAUGCCUUCAUCUUCCCCUAGACUUGUUUUUGGCCCCAGAAAGAUUGCAAUUCAUUGAUUUUUCUACUAUUCUAUUGUUUUCAGGUACUUUUGAUAGAACAAAACAUAUGAAACUGAAGCUUCUAGUACAACCCGUUCUUGCCAGAUAGAUAGAUAGAUAGAUAGAUAGAUAGAUAGAUAGAUAGAUAGAUAGACAGAUCUUUGAACUUGGCCAGUGGGCCUUGUGUUUAAGAGCAAUGUCUGUGAAGAUAUCCUUGAUGACAAAAAAUUGCCCAAGAGGCCAUUCACAAAGUAUGUGUAGACAUGAGACAGUAUUAGUUAUAAACUUCUACAAAGGGCUUGUGCUUUGACGUCUCCCUCAGUCUUCCAACCCUAAAUAAUAGACAUUUUACGUGAGAGAAAGUAUGUGUGUUGCACACGGUGAGCCGAUCCAAGGUUAACAAGAUUUAUCUUCCUCUUUCCCUCUUCAACUUAUUUUUUGAGACAGUGGCUCUCCUUGAACCUGGAGCUCCCUGAUUCAAGUAGGCUGACCAGCCAGUGAGCUGCAGAGAAGAGAUCUGCAUGUCUCUGUUUCCCCAGCACUGAGAUUACAGGCGUUGCCACAGCACAUUUUUUAGAUCCCUGCUAGAGCUGUGACUUCAGGUACUCAAGCUUGCACAGCAACAAGCAUCUCCCCAGCACUGUAUGUCUGCCUUAUAAUCAAGGAAACUGGGGCUUAAGGAAGACAUCUUGCAGGCACUAAAUAUUGUUUCUCUUUCCUUCAUAUCCAUCUUCUAGGUCUUCUUUCAGACUCUUUCUUGCUAUAAUUGUUUUUCCUCCUUUCAUCUGGCCACCUCUGGUUUAUUGGAAUACUGAAGAAUGGGCCCUAAGGUCCCUGGGGUAUACCUGAGCUGGCUGAUAUUGGCUCAGUAGAACCCAUUGCUAUAUUUUCCCAGAGUUCUCAGAGUCACUUGUAAAACAUGGUCAUGAUUAAAAUUGUAAUUGCAAAAGUCAACAAUUAAGUUAACUUUAUUUAAAGCAAUGCAAAUUAACAUCAAACUUCAUCAUUUCCUAAUCACAUAUACUCCUCAACUUAAAAUGAGGAUAUAUCCAAGUAAACUCACACGCCCGGCUACCAUUGGUUUAAAAUAUCAUGAUCUCAACAGCCUGUAAUAUACUUGACCAGCUAAACAUUGGAGCCAAGCCACAGACAUGCUGCAAGUGGCUCUGGCUCACUGUUUUGAAGGGGACCUGCUGGGGUUUGUGCUCACUGCCACUGUUCAGAAUAUCAGGAGAGGUUUAUAGUGAGUGCCAGUAGCUCAGGAAAUGAUGAAAAGUGAGAGAUCUGGAGGUUGGUUCCAACUGAGUGCGCAUAAUUUCCCCACCAUCUUAAAGUUAAAAAGAAAUAGAAUCCUGAGUCAAAUGUCUGUGUGUUUUUACCAUCUCAAGUUCAAUAUUCUAGAGGUUAUUCCCACUGACUUUUGUCUGCAUGGUGGUGACAUUACAUAAUGCUCUGAUGUUGUGUAUUGUUCUCAUUCACAGUGUAACUUAGAAUAUUUACACCAUGGAAAUUGGCCAACCCAACAAAUCAGGGCUUCUUGUCUAGGAGAGCCACUUGUUAAGUAUUUAUAGGUUCACUAUUAUUAUUUCCUAACUGCAACACCCUGGAUAAAUAACUUUACCUCCUC
Mus caroli (Ryukyu mouse) is the source of this 3991-nucleotide messenger RNA. The record is from RefSeq and is a predicted model, not a curated record. Lineage: Eukaryota; Metazoa; Chordata; Mammalia; Rodentia; Muridae.